Molecule: messenger RNA, 4753 nt
Organism: Salvelinus sp. IW2-2015
Lineage: Eukaryota; Metazoa; Chordata; Actinopteri; Salmoniformes; Salmonidae
Product: microtubule-associated protein 2-like
Source: RefSeq, a predicted model, not a curated record
CGUGUGCACACGUGCAUGUUUUUACUGUUUGUGUGUGUAUCCCACGUCGCAUGUUUUCCUCCUCUCUAUAGUCUGUUUUCAAGGCUGUGAUGUGGAUCUAGCUUUGUUGUGCUACUGGUUUCUUAGCUGUUGCUGCUGCUACAAUGUGAACACAUAAUAGCACAUUGAUUUCUUAUUGCAUAAGCAGUCAAUUCAUUUUGUGCUUUCAUCAUUGAUCGAACAUUUUUUAUGCGGCCCCCAGUUCACUUUUGAACUCAUUGCUAAGUGUUUUUGCCAGCUACAUUGCAAAUGAGACGGUAAAUGUUUUGAAUGUCAGGUGUAUUGUAUUGAUUCAUUGCGAAUCWGUUUUUUCCCCCCGUGGGGUUUUGCUUUUGGCUUUGGUACAUUGUCUGUGUUCAAUUGUGUCUCUGUAUUAUUUGCAUUCAGUUUCAUGUUGCUGUCAUUUCAUCUGACGUCAAUGUAAACCAGCAAUAAUGUAGGAAGUACUAGAUACAAGACYGUUUUCCAAUGAUCUCUAUUCUACAUYUCUGACACUGAGUUAUACUCACUGAGUUAUAUUCACCUUCAUUGAUUGAACAUUUCUACAUUUUCAUCCUUUAAUAAGAUCUUCCUAAACAUUUACUCGUCUUAGUUUGUAGUUAGAAUCAAUAUCAUAAAAUGUGAUUUGUAUAUAGUCGAUAUGAAACAUGYUACAUGCAUUGUAUCCUCUAUUCAUUCAGCACAUAGGCUAUCCUCGCACAAGGCAGCACAGUAAUUCAAGUUUACUUAAAGUGCCAAUAUCUUCUUGAAUAUUUCAGAUUCAUUCUMAAUAUCCUAUGUCAUUCAAAUCRUGCUCUYCAUUCAGUCAUUCUGUUCCUGCACACCRUCCCAGUGUCAUGGAACUGAACUGUGCUGCAAUCAUGCUCCCAGUGGCCAGAGAUAGUAUUGCUGUGUGCCCUACAUUGUGCUUGRUGGACAGCUAUCCAUAUGAAGAGGGCUUGUCUGUGCUGGCUGUAGCAUGUGKACACUGCAAAGAAAGAAAGAGCGCUGAGCUAGUGUAACUCAUCAGCAGCACAGACCGCUGCAGAUUUACUUCCAGACCUGCCGGUGAACCCAGAGAAGCCUCGUUCCGACAAUCCUGCCAUGGCMGAGGAGCAUCCACAGGGGGCUCCCCCUCCGCAGAGCCCGGUGGCCCCCAGCACAGAGAGAGAAACACCUGAGGGAGCAGAGAGCACUGUGUCCAUCRCUGACUCCUCCACUGGUUCCCCCCAAAACAAAUCUCUAACAGAUCCUACCCCCACAGAACCCGAGAAGACKGUUCAGCCUUUAGUGGAACCAGAAAAGGGGCAAGGGACUGGAAGUACCACUAGUGUGGUUCCUGAGAUAAAAUACCUUCCGGAGCCCAAAACCACGGCUGAGAAACAGCCCUCGGUUGAAGAGCUCGACUCAGUUCCUCUUUCAGUUGGAUAUGAGCCCCUGAAAGAUUACAUUGAGGAAGAGGAGGAAAAUGAUGAUUAUGUUACACCCAGUAAGUCAGCAAACCUUGAGAGCGUUCGUGAGGAGAAAGAGAUAAAACCAGAGAAAACUGAGAAAAGAAUGCUGAGUCUAGGACAAUCGACCGCCAGGCCAUUGUCAUUUGAGACUGAGAAGAUUGAAGAGACUCCUCAAAGUAAUGUCAGUGACGGAGAAAACCCAAAGCAGGAGGCACACAUAUCUGCUGCAGACAGUCUAAAAGACAAGCAGAGUUCGGAAGAUAAGUCUGGAGUUGCUUCAAAAGAUGAGUCCGGUAUGACGGCCUACUUUGAGACCUCUACACAAAGGGAUACUGAAAAACCAGGAGAACGUGGUGAGGGUUACUAUGAGCUCAGUGCUGUCAGCCAGAAGAAGCCCUCAGAGGAGGUUCUGGGGGCCGAUUCAAACAUUAAAAUAAGUCAUUCAGCACCAGAACAGACAAAAUCCAGCAUAACGUUGAUGAGUGACAGUGCCAUKGACAAGCUAGAGGAUCUCCCUAAGAGGAAGGAUGUGUGUACUAGGCUGUCACCUGGCAAAUUGUCAUUGGAGCACAGAAGUCUUUCCCUGAAUUUUGCUAUUGGCUCAAUGGGUCAAGCAGGAGAGCAAAACCAGUCGAAGCUCUCAUCUCUUACAGAGGUCUCUUCCGGAAGCCUGGAUGAAACCACAGGCUACCUUCCUGUAACCACCCCAUUAGUAACAUUAGAGAGACAGUUACUUCCUGUGACUCCAGAGAUAGCUCUCCCAGUCCCUACCACUGAAACCUCCACUGAUMUACCUGAAGACACCACCUCUAAGACAAUGUGUUCUCCAGAGUUGUCACUCUCACCCAUGAAGCAACACUACACCCAUUUGAACGACCCAUCCAACGACCUUCCUGAGAUGCURGACCUAGCCGGUGUUAAGCCCAAACCCACCCUGGAGAAGAGGGAGCUGGACCAGCAUAAUAGAAGGAGGUCUGUCCCUGCCUGUCCAUCUGCUGCUCUGGUGGGCAGUUCUCUGGCCAAGCUGGUGCUGGGGAACCAGCAGACGCCCAGGGUGGUGGGUGGAGAGGAGAGCCAGCAGGAGGAGCGUGGUUACUGCGUGUUUAGUGAGUACUCUGGUCCCAUGCCCUCGCCUGCCGAUCUGCACAGCCCAGUGGGCUCCCCACACCAACGGUUCCCCACAGUGACUGAAGGGGACAGUGACGAGGAACUGGGAGCCAUUGCGGAAGAGGGCGAGCAAAAGCUGGCACCGCAAAAAACAAACCAGGCAGAGGAAUCGGUUGGAGGAACGGUUAURSCAACUUUGGUGCUUGAAAGAGCUGUCACGGCAGGUGUCAAACCGGAUCGUCUGAGGAUCCCUGUGGCUCCAUCCAAAGACAAAUUGACAGAGUUCCGGCUGGAGAGCGGUCUUCCUGGGGACAUCAAAACCCAAGCCAUUCCUGAGGUAGAGUUGGAGCAGGACCUCUCCAGAGAAGCGUCCCCCAUCCCACCAGACUUCGCAUUUACUUUUGCCACUGAGGUGAAGGACGCCAAGCUUUUUGCGACCCCUGAGUCUCCAGCAAAAAAGGCUGCCACUGUGGAGGGAACCAAAGUUGAGGAAGCCACAGCAGAAGUCAAAGUAGAGGUGAUGUCAGCAAGGAUUGGGAAGAGUCAGAAGACUGGUCUUAAAAAGCCAGAGAUGGAGAAAGUGGAGGAGAACUCAGACCCAGAMCAUCAGAAUGCUGUUGAAGACUUACAGCCAAAGGAUGUUCGAGGCCUGGAGAGAGAAAAGAAAAAAGAACCCAUGACAUCAUCACCAGAAUCAUUAGUGGAGAUCAUCAAUGCGCAGGAGAAGAAGCGUGAAAGUGAACCAGAGGUGUCAACAGUACCAGCGGAGGCUGUCGUYCCAAAAGAAGAGGCCAAGACCAAAGCUGAAGAAACAUYACCAACACCCUCUAACGUGAGCACUGCAGAUKUGGAGGAAGCCACAGAGCAACUAGAAGAGAAAAGUCCAGAGAAAAGUGUUUCUGGAAGUUCUCCAGUUAUAGUCAUACCUCAGGCACAAGUUGAGGAAGAGGAGGAGGAAGAYGAUAUAGAAGUAGCUGAGGAAGUCUUGGAGGAAGUUGAAGGCCCUCCUGUGCUCCUCAAGGAGAAAGAGCAAGAGAGUCACCCUGUGGAGAAGCAGGAGGAGGUGGCAGAAGAGGUGAGGGUGGUGGGUGGGGCGGAGGAGGUGAUUGUUGAAAAUCCCMAAAAUUUGGAGUCUGCUGUUGCUGGGGAUGACGAAUCAURURAUGCUACUGCCCCAACCAUUGAUGAAGGGGAUUAUGCCGAUCGCAUCUCUCAUCUAUCUGCCUGCUCUGAAAACGACCAGCCACAAACCCUCGAUGGAAAGGAGGCAGAGAAAGAGGAGAAUAAAGUGGAGGAUAAAGAAGGGGUGGUGCUGCAGGAGGAGGAGGAGUCCGCUGAAGUGGGGCAGGAAGUUGAGAUGAAGGCUUCCAGUCGCGAGGAGACGGAGACCUCAGACGUCCUGCAGAGCCAGACCAACGAGACCACCGCUCACGACGAGACCACCAUGGACAUCUCCAUGUUAGACAGCGAGAGUGGCUGGGUGGACUCACAAGAUGAUGACAGAAGCGUAAUGACAGAGCAGAUUGAAGCUCUGCCCAAAACACAGAGUCCUGUCAAGACUCCCCUGGUAGAGAGACCCUCUAAUAAACGUCCCCCYGGCAGAGGACAGGGRCGYGUCUCCACCCCCGAGCGCAAACUCAACCGCAGAGAGCCCCUCAGUCGUCGUCCAAAGGAGGAAGAGAAGAAGAAAAAAGCGGGGACGAAGAGAACUGAACAGUGUAAGGUAUCAGUCCUCCAGUGUCGCUCUCCCACUCGGAGGAUUGUAGUCAAAGCUGCUACGUUCAGACAAGCUAGACCUGCUUCGUACCACGGCUCUGCUAGACGCAAGCCACCAGGUGACCUACCUAYCGUCCUCACAGCAGGGAAACCCAUGCAAUGUAGCUGGCCAAAAACAUCAUGUGCACUGCAGACCCAUCGCYAGAUGUCUCUCUGUUGUUAGUUUUUUUUCUCCCAUUUUAUUCCUGUAUUGGUCAUUAUUUUGAUGUUUUGUUUUUGAGAAUCAUGAGAUCAUGUUGCAUUAUGCUCAUCCAAGCUGUAAGCUCCGUGUUUGGGGAGUGGUUGUGCUUUGUGAGGACAAUGUGCUACUAUGGUUGUGUUUUGUGAGAACCAUGUGCCACUAUCCCAGCUAGCACAUAACGUUCAGAGAACCGUAUGUUUCUUAGAGCUUGGUGAGA